AUCGUGUUAACCUCCUUCGCCACCUUGGCUUCCUACAAGUUCACUGCGCUGGUCACUUCAGUGGAUGAUGAUUUCUAUGUCUAUCCACAUCGGUGACAGCAUCGGAUGGAAGGGAGAUUGCAACGUGUUCCUAAUGGAUGGAUUAAAUAUUGAGUGGGGUUGUCAAAACGGGUGGGCUAUCACAGCUGCAACUAGCUCAGCUCAGGGGACAGCUCGCGUUGAUGUAUGAGAUAAUGGGACACUUGGAUUUCUCGAGGGUGAUAUAUGUGGGGGGCUCACAUCUGAUAUCCUACUCUGAAUCAUAUCUGAGUACAGCUCAUAUUCAGGCGAAAUCACCAUUCCGUAGCGGCUAAGGUCCUUGGACCGCUGAUUUGAACCUUAAGGGAGGCAAAAGGCUACCGAGUACAGUUGGGAACGCAGCAAGGAUGGAUCAAGUAAUAUGAUCACACUUCAAGAUAACGAGACAGCCUUUGCUGGAUUCACACUCAGGUCAUCAAUUGUGCAGGAUGUGGAUUGAAUUGACCCUUCAGUCGCAAUCCUCAGACUCAAAACCACGUCCCACUUGUAUUGGCCCAACUGCUGCGCAGAAAUUCGCUCACCCCGAUGGAUCGAGAGAUUGGCAUAUUACGAGCAGCAGCAAAAAAGAAACCUUAGUGUGGUUGUACUCGUGGUUGAUGACACUACUAGAGGAAGUCUCGGUCAAUGAAAGCAAUAAUCUGUACAUCAUCCUGGCCUCUCCUCAAACGAACCGUUGCCAAGAGAAUCAUUCCGUGUGCCGAAGUUCCGGAUCCCACCCGACAAGGCCGUAAACGACCUUCAGAAACAAAUCAA
Molecule: messenger RNA, 831 nt
Organism: Ilyonectria robusta
Lineage: Eukaryota; Fungi; Ascomycota; Sordariomycetes; Hypocreales; Nectriaceae
Exons: 4
Coding region: 507-809 (100 amino acids)
Source: RefSeq, a predicted model, not a curated record